This is a messenger RNA of Aspergillus pseudoviridinutans, 210 nucleotides long. RefSeq lists its product as uncharacterized. Lineage: Eukaryota; Fungi; Ascomycota; Eurotiomycetes; Eurotiales; Aspergillaceae. The record is from RefSeq and is a predicted model, not a curated record. The coding region runs from base 1 to 210 and encodes 69 amino acids. The transcript has 2 exons.
AUGGCGACUGAACGGGUCCCACUCGUUGCGGCUGUUGCCGACGCAGAAGCCGCCAUCGAAGAUGUGGAUGCUACCACUCUUGCCAUUGCAUAUACGGUACGUUUGGAUGGGUUGAAUUAUCGGUCAGCUGGUCAGCAAUGGGCACCGCUUUGUGGCAAACCAUGGGAAUACCGCGACAUUGAUGGCUCGGUCAUCUUCGACAGAGAAUAG